Molecule: messenger RNA, 1242 nt
Organism: Drosophila eugracilis
Lineage: Eukaryota; Metazoa; Arthropoda; Insecta; Diptera; Drosophilidae
Exons: 3
Coding region: 611-964 (117 amino acids)
Source: RefSeq, a predicted model, not a curated record
AAUUUUCUGUAAGAUUUAGCUAAUGUUCCAUGGCUUCGCUCCAUCAAUGUCGUUGCGAUGGGCAUGGGGAGAUGGUUCGGUUUGGCAUGGUAUGGUGAACCCGGAACUCCAAACCCAAAGCCGAGGCGAAGUUUGUCUGGUGUCGUUUAUCCUCCUUGUGCCUCCCCCACCAUUUCCUGCCUUUUCGCUUCCCAGACGCUGUCAUCCUCCACCCGUACCACAUUUUCCAACACACGUGUCCGUCGAGUGUCCACUGAAGGCUGAAGGCUUUUACUUCGUUUCAAUUUGCUACCAAGUAUCAGAAAAUAACUCUCACAUAUCAAGUAUCCUCCCAAAAGAAUACUUUAAUGAAAGCGAAUUCGUGAAACCAUUUUAAAGAAGCCCAGAUGUUAGACUUACUCAUAUCUUUUAUUUAAACUCACUUAAUAUGUCACAUUAUUCAGGGAUCAGGUCCCAAAAAACUGAAACAAAGUGGCCUUGGCAUAGAACUGUCAAGUCGAUUUGCCUACCAGCUCAGCUCCUUAACCUCAGUUAUACCUUUGCUCGCAUCCAGAACACAAGUAUAAAUAAAUAUUUUUAAAACUUUUAUCUGUCUUCAAAUCCAGUUACAAUGGCAAAAGCUAAAGUAAGUCAGUGGAUGGGUCAACUCCGUGACAUGGGAAGAGUCCUGCGCUGGAGCUUGCCCUCUACUGAGAAGACCAGCUGGUCUCUAUCCUGGUUCCAGGUCGCCAAGAAGGCCUUACCCCUCUCGUCGGUUAGGAAGAACCCGUCCAAAGCCAACGCAGUUCCAACAACCGAAGUUAUAAAGGAAGGUGAACAAGGCGAUGGCUUGAAUGGAAUCCGUGACCUCCAGCAGCUCAACGAAGAGUCGAUUGCAAAAAUCGAAAGAGAGAUGCAGGCACAGCCCCCAACAGGAUUUAUAAGCCGAGCCCUAUUCUACCGCAGGAUCUAUUUCAAACGUUAAAGAUCAUCAUGAUCAUUAUGUCGAAAUCAAAAUCAAAAUUCAAAGUAAUUGGAAUUAACGUAAUAUGAAUUUUACAAACUGGACCUGGCAUUUCGACUAAGCGAAGUGUUUUCAAGCCGCUUAUGUAGCAAAUCUUCCCAGUUCUUUAAUACGAAAAAUGUCUAAAUUCUUAUGGUUAAAAUAAUGAAAUUUCAGAUUUUCACCAGAUAUUUCGUAGAUUUCUUGUUUUCUAAAAACCUUUUGAAACAGUCAGUAAACAUUUAUAAGUUUUUUAUUUA